Messenger RNA from Cucurbita pepo subsp. pepo (vegetable marrow), 1218 nucleotides. The record is from RefSeq and is a predicted model, not a curated record. NCBI's taxonomy places the organism in Eukaryota, Viridiplantae, Streptophyta, Magnoliopsida, Cucurbitales, Cucurbitaceae.
AUGGCGAAAAUAGAAGAAAAAUUGGACAGGAUACUAAAUCCCGCCAUGACGCCUCAAGAUUCAUCUGUCAAUGUCGUUAACAAUGAUGGCAAAAACCAAGAAUCCGAAGACAAGAUUGCAAAUGAGGUAGAAGAACCUUUCUACAAUCGAAUUGAAAGAAUCUCUAGAAGGAGUCAAAAUAAUACCAGUAAUCAGAAAAACUGGCAACUCAAAGACUGGUGGGACAAAUAUCUCGACGAAACAACUAGGACCGAAGUACAACAUGAAAGGGUAGAGGAUGCUGUCAACACCCUCAUAUAUACCCUCAUAGAAUUCUUCGUCGGUGACCCUCCGAAAUACCAAGAGAGAUCCGCGGAGAUACUCAUGAAUCUGAAAUGCCCUACAUUAGGUGAUUUCAGGUGGUACAAAGACAUGUACUUCAGCAAAGUUCUUAUUAGAACAGAUAGUUCGUUGGAAUUCUGGAAAGAGAAUUUUGUCAAUGAACUACCAAAACACUUCUCAAGGAGGAUCAAAGAUGGUCUUAAGACAAAGUAUAAUGGGACAAUUCCAUGGCAAACUUUGUCAUACGGAUCCAUAGCAUCCUUCAUCAUAGAAGAAGGACUCAGACUUUGUAAUGAGUCAAAGAUUCAAAACAAGCUCAAUUCUUCGGUAUCAAACAGAAAAGAGCUUGGAAGAUUUUGCGAUCAAUAUGGAUGCAAGGGGAUAGAAGCUCCCUCAACCUCCAGACGAAAGAAGUUUAAGACGCAUCCAAAACCUUAUCAUUCAUACAGGCCUAGAGAAACAUAUCGGAAUAAACCUGUGCAGUCUCAAAAGCCAACGUAUUCAAGAAGGAAGUAUACUCCUACAAAACCCCAUAAAGGAAAGAAAAGGCAAACUUGCUUCAAAUGUCGAGAAGAAGGACAUUAUGCUAAUAAGUGUCCAAUUAGAGGAAAGAUCAAUGAGUUGGAAAUAGAUCAAGAGCUGAAAAAUCAGCUACUACGACUAGCGCUAACCGACUCAGAACAAUCUAGCAAGGGAGAAAUCCUCGAACUCCAAGAAGAAUCCGAUUCAUAUUCUAACACAGAAUACGAAUCAGAACAAGAAGGAAAAAGGACGAAAGGCUGCCCGAACAAAGGGAAACGGCCCAACCGAACCUGGACGAAGAAGAUUUUCAAAGUUCCUUCGUUGGAGCCAUCACCACUUCUCAAUAUCAAAAAUGGUACGCUCUCGUUACCUUAA